Cryptotermes secundus is the source of this 3941-nucleotide messenger RNA. RefSeq lists its product as uncharacterized. Lineage: Eukaryota; Metazoa; Arthropoda; Insecta; Blattodea; Kalotermitidae. The record is from RefSeq and is a predicted model, not a curated record. The transcript is spliced from 2 exons. The coding region runs from base 1718 to 2872 and encodes 384 amino acids.
UAAGGGUAUUAAUAAAUAAGUAUUGAUUGUAUAUUGGUAAUCAUUUAAUUACUUGUAUGAGUAUACAAGCAGACUGUAUGAAGUGUAACUAGAUCACAGGAUGUAGGAUGUGGAUGGGAAAACACAUUGCGAGUAAAGCUGGAAGUUAGACCACAUCGACUUCCUGUGCAGUAGGGUUAACGACGGAUGUCGCGGUGACAAAUAAUAUUACUAAAGAUGACACUUGGAAUAAUUGUCAGGGGGCGAUGAGUCGUAUAUCCUAUGACGCAUGAAUGAUGUCAAGCAAUCGCUUGUCAGUUUAGAAAACGAAAGCUGAUAAUAAGAUGAUCGUCCAAUUGUAACUUUUGUUACAAUGUGCCUGGGGAAAACAGAGAGUAUUUAAGAUAUAUACAAAGGAAUGAGAGACACUUCUUGACAGUCGAGACAAGUGCUUUGAGAUAGAUAAACGAUCCAUCCUCCAGGGGCAGCCGCUACACCUAGGCGGCAGGCAACAGGGAGCAGGCCGACCACAGACCUCUACAAGUGUCACGCAUCACCAUGUUCACCAUCAACAAAGUUGCUAUAUUUUGUAAGUAGAGAUCUGUUCGUCACAGCCUGGCUAAAUUACCUCAGUGGAGGGGAGAAGUGAUUGCAAGUAGGCAAGAUUUAAUUCAACCAAUUAUGUUAUUUUAUUGAGUUAAUAAAUGUUACUUUUUCUUUGGGUUAGAAAAGAGAAAGGUGUUUUAUAUGAUUUGGGAGGGGGCAUUACCUCCCCCCCGUACAGUUAUGGAGGUUCGUGCUUUUAUAGGACUAGCUGGGUAUUACAGGUGCCGUGUUUGCAAUUUCGCAGAAAUUGCAAAGCCUUUGACGAAAUUGACUAAGAAAGAUGUUCCCUACGACAGGGGGAUCCGAGCUUUUGCUUUUGCUGAGUUGAAGAAUAUAUUAAGUAGGAAACCUUUAUUGAUAUACCCAAAAUUUGGGCAGCCAUUUAUUGCAGUCUGCGAUGCGUCAACCAAAGUGUUUGGAGCUAUCGUGUCACAAGUUAAACGGAGACAGGGUUGAUUUUCAUGCGAGAUAGAGAUAUUCUACUGACUGGAGACAAGUGGACCUUGGCAGUGAAUGUUGCCUUAGAUGAUUAUGUGAAUUUAAUUGAAGGUGUGAGAUUCAUUUUAGCUCAGAUUCAGAAAAAUAUUGAGUUACAUCAGAGCCCUAGCAAUAAGGCUCUGGAUAUUCAUUGGAAAGAAGUUAACCGAUUGAAUAAAAUCACGGAUGAAUUAGAAACCGAUUUGAUAGGUGUUUCGAAAUUAUUAUCAGAGGAAAUACCGACCAGAAACAGGAAAAAGAUAUACGUCGAACCAGACGAGGAUUAAUUAAUGUAUUUGGAUAUCGAUUAAAAUGUUUAUUUGGAACGGCAGACGCAAGGGACGUGUGACAAUUUGCAGUCUUUCCAGAAGAAGGUGAUUCGUACCGCAGAUCAGCAGAUGACUUAUUUACACACGUUAGAUGAAGCUACUAAAGCAAACGCUAAAGCUCCGUUGGACAUAGCGAAAACAUUGAGAAAUUAGAUCCAAAAUAUUUCGUUAGGAUUGGGAAGAGUCGAAGCAGACUUAACUGAUGUACAAUUCGCAUUUGAUAACCAAACCAAAUAUAGCACAGCUAUACGAGAGAUAGAAUUAUUCAUGAUGGAAAUGAAAUUUAGUUUGAUACAAUUACAUGAGUCAUUGGACUUAGUACUUUGAUGAAUCCAUAUAAUUUAUCGGAGCUAUUGCAGGAAGUGAAUUUGCAUUUAGAAAAGGGCACAUCUAUGCUAACAGGGUUAAACAUAGAGGAUAUGUAUAUAUAUUACGCUGUAGCGAAAGUACACGCAACGGCUGCUUCAAGGAAUAAUAGACUUUUCAUAGAUAUACCGCUGCGGGCCGCAGAUAGAUCCUUUAUGUUAUACGAGACCCACUCCUUGCCCUUCUUCCAUAAGGGAAUUCAGCAAUUUAUGAAGAUAGAUGAACCAUUUGUAUAUUUAGCUGUGACUAAGGACCAACAGUUCUUUACGAUUUUAACUACUGAAAGGUUAGCCAAAUGUACUACUGAUUUCUAUACGAUAUGUCCGUCGAACAUGGUAUUAAGAAAGUCAAACGAAGAGAAUUGUUUGAUCGCAUUAUUCACAGGGAAAACUGAAGUUGCAAUGAAGAAAAGUAGACGAGUACUUUUAAGAGAAUUCGUACCUGUAUGGAUAAGGUCACCUGAUGCUAAAUAUUGGGUAUACAGCAAAGAGAAAUCAACACACAUUACCCUGAAGUGUAGGCCCCUAGGUGGAUCCCCCUUGGACGAGGACGAAACCGCUGAUAUAUGGCUAAAUGGAUACGGUAUUUUACCAAACACCUCGACGUGGUACGCUGAAACCUUUAAGCUGUUACCCCUUUCGUUAGGAAGAAGUGUGGUCGGAUUGAAUAAAACUUACGUUCUUUUACAAAGUAUUGAGACCAUAAUAAAGCCAAAUGAACAAGAAUUGUUGCAGAAUCGAUUAAACUCAUCAGUACAUCUUCAGGAAAUAGACGACGUCGUGAAGGGAAUCAUCGGAAGCAAGGACCGAACCGAGUUGGGUGUCACUCCGGUCCUGGGAAACCUACGUCAGGAAGAACUCACACCUAGUACAACACACAACCCAAAUGGCGGAGAACCAGAGGAAGCAGGAAUGGAGUUGCCUGCAACUGAACGAGAACCUACCCCCUUCGUGUCGUGUCCCGAGGACGGGUCUCGGCAUUCUGAAUUCACGUACGGGACCGGAGUCAAGCCGGCCAUCAGGCUCCAUACAGGUGAAGGCCCACUGGAUGAAGUCGUCCGUAUGACGGUGGCGGUACGCUUCCAAAGACAUCCAGGUCCGGGAACUGCUGGAUGAAGUGGAUGGCUCAGAAGAUUCUGAGCAACGUGGAGUGUUAUUAAUUGGCUGUUGAGCCAUGGUGUUCAGUGGACGAAUUUGAACUCCACUAAUGAACGUUUAAGAGAAAUCUAGUGAUUAUAUGAAAGAUCACAUAUGUAACCGGAAAACCACUAAUGUGAAAUAACUAAUUAGAGUUGUAUAUAUGGAUAUAAAUAACCUGUAUGUAUAGGGAGUGCCAAAAUUUGAUAAUGAGAAAAGGAAAUGAGAAAAUGACCCCAUUUAUUUUCUUAAAUGUGGGGGUGAUGUUAUGAAACGACUUCACCUGACAUAUAUACUAUAUAUUGAUGUUAGGUUAAAGAGAUAAGGAUAUUAAGAAAUAUGUAUUAACUGUAUAUUGGCAAUUAUUAAUCAUUUAAUUAAUCACAUGAGUAUAGAAGCAAACCGUAUGAAGUGUAACCAGACCACAGGAUGUAGGAUGUGGACGGGAAAAACACAGAGUGAGUAAAGCUGGAAUUCAGACCACAUUGACACCCUACAUAGUAGGGCUAACAACGGACGUCGUGGUGAUGAAUAUUCGUAAUGUUACUAAAACUGAAGCUUGGAACGAAUGUCAUGAGGAGGUGAAUCACAUAUCCUGUGACGUCUGUACGGUGUCAAGCAAUCACUUGUUAGUUUAGAAAGCAAAAGACGAUAAAGAAGGAUGAUUGUCCAAUUGUAAAUUUUGUUACAAUGUGCCUGAGGAAAAUAUAGAGUAUUUAAGGGUUAUACAACGGAAAUGGAAGCACUUCUUCUUGAUAGUCAGAAUAACUGCUUCGAGCUAGAUAGACGGUCCAUCCUCCAGGGGGAACCGCUACACUUAGGCGGCAGGCAAUAGGGAGCCGGUUGACCAACAGACCUCUGCACGCACCGAGCACCACCAUGUUCGCCAUCGAGAAAGUUGCUGUAUUCUGUAAGUAGAGAUAGGUUUGUCACAGCCCUGCCAAUUAACCUCAGCAUAGAGACGAAGUGAUUGCGAGCAAACCAGAUUUGCUUAAACUUAUUAUAUUAUGUUAUUGAAUUAAUAAAUGUUACUUUUUUUUACCUAAUU